Molecule: messenger RNA, 516 nt
Organism: Eremomyces bilateralis CBS 781.70
Lineage: Eukaryota; Fungi; Ascomycota; Dothideomycetes; Eremomycetales; Eremomycetaceae
Exons: 2
Coding region: 1-516 (171 amino acids)
Source: RefSeq, a predicted model, not a curated record
AUGGUCGACCGGCUUCGGCGCUUCCGACAACUGCGAGACGAUGUUCGAGAUCAUUUGAAGACCAAGCUCCCCGUAUACGCCGUCCCGACAGUCAUCGUCCCUCUCUACCGCAUGCCGCUGAAUCCGAACGGAAAGAUCGACAGGCCCGCGCUCCCGUUCCCCGAGCCCCACGAACUGGCCCAUUCCAUGCCGAGGAGGACAUCCCACACCACGGCCGCCAUGUCGACGACGGAGAGGACUCUUGGGAAGAUCUGGAGCCAGGCGCUGCGCACGCCUGUGAACGUCAUCGGACCGGAGAGUGACUUCGCCGACUUGGGUGGACACAGCAACCUGGGGCAGCAAAUGCUCUGGCGGUUCCCUACCCUUCGUGGUCUCGCCGGGGAAAUCGACCGAGCUUUGGAUCUUCAAAACAGCACAGCCUCCACGUCCGUCAUCAUCAUCAUCAUCAUCAGCCGCCCACCCGUGCAGCGAGAUAGUAUUGCGCAUACGUUAGGUCGAACGGACCUGCUCCGGUGA